Molecule: messenger RNA, 1278 nt
Organism: Microthlaspi erraticum
Lineage: Eukaryota; Viridiplantae; Streptophyta; Magnoliopsida; Brassicales; Brassicaceae
Source: the annotation of a GenBank genome assembly
AUGCCGAGGAGUUUAGAGCCGUUGGAUCUUGGAAUCCAGAUACCGUACCACUUUAGGUGUCCAAUCUCACUCGAGCUGAUGCGUGACCCAGUCACCGUCUGCACCGGCCAAACCUACGACCGAGCCAGCAUCGAGUCAUGGGUCUCCAUCGGAAACAACACCACCUGCCCAGUCACUCGCGCUCCUCUCUCCGACUUCACGCUCAUUCCCAACCACACUCUCCGCCGUCUCAUCCAAGAAUGGUGCGUCGCUAAUCGCUCUAAUGGCGUCGAGCGAAUCCCUACUCCCAAACAGCCAGCUGAUCCAACCUCCGUUCGAGCUCUCCUCAGCCAAGCUUCCGCGACGUCAGGAGCUCACGUCUCCGUUCGCUCACGCGCAGCCGCCCUCCGCCGUCUACGUGGAUUUGCGCGCGAUUCCGAGAAGAACCGUGUUUUGAUUGCCGCGCUUAACGCCGGACAAAUUUUGAUCAGGAUUCUGUUCUCCGACGACGUCGUCGACUCUCCGCCGUCGGAAUUAGUAUCUGAAUCGCUCGCUCUUCUGGUUAUGUUUCCGAUGAAGGAACCCGAUCAUUGCGUUUCGAUCGCGUCGGAUCCGUGCCGGGUCGAGUUUCUGACCCGGUUGCUGUUCGAUUCCUCGAUCGAAACACGCGUUAACGCCGCCGCGCUAAUCGAAAUGGUGUUGACUGGAUCGAAAUCGGCCGAUCUGAAAGGAAUGAUCUCAAACUCGGAAUCCAUCUUCGAAGGAGUUCUCGAUCUUCUACGAAAUCCGAUUUCGUCAUAUCCACGACGAGCCUUGAAGAUCGGAAUCAAAGCGUUAUUCGCACUCUGCCUCGCCAAAAACACGCGCCACAUCGCCGUCGCGGCCGGAGCACCGGAGAUUCUAAUCGACAGACUCGCGGCGGAUUUCGACAGAUGCGAUACGGAGCAAGCGCUUGCGACGGUGGAGCUCCUAUGCCGAUCGCCGGAGGGAUGUGCGGCGUUUGGAGAGCAUGCUUUGACGAUACCGCUUCUAGUGAAAACGAUACUGAGAGUUUCCGACCGCGCGACCGAGUACGCUGCGGGGGCGCUGCUAGCGCUUUGCACGGCGGAGGAGCGGUGGAGAGACGAGGCAGCGGCGGCGGGAGUGGUGGUGCAAUUGCUGCUGAUGGUGCAGAGUGAGUGUACGGAGAGAGCGAAGAAGAAGGCACAGAAGCUACUGAAGCUUCUCAGAGACUCAUGGCCUGAUUACUCCUUCGCUAACUCCGAUGAUUUCGGUUGCAGCGAAGUGGUCCCCUUUUGA